Brassica oleracea var. oleracea is the source of this 2320-nucleotide messenger RNA. Its product is annotated as tRNA wybutosine-synthesizing protein 2/3/4-like. The record is from RefSeq and is a predicted model, not a curated record. Lineage: Eukaryota; Viridiplantae; Streptophyta; Magnoliopsida; Brassicales; Brassicaceae. The transcript is spliced from 2 exons. Gene Ontology annotation, molecular function: protein binding. The coding region runs from base 122 to 2320 and encodes 732 amino acids.
AAAACGCUGUCGUAUCAACGUAUCUAAACGGCAACGGCUAUGACCGUUUAGUACGACUCACCUUCGUCACCGAGGUUUACAAAACCUCAGCUAGGGUUUCUCCACAUCAACCUCGAAAAAAAUGGAAUUCGAGAAGAGGAAAGCCGCGACGCUAGCCUCAAUCCGCUCAUCAGUAACCGACAAGUCUCCGAAAGGCUUCCUCGACGAGCCCAUCCUCCAUCUCCUCGAAACCAUCAACCACCACCCUUCCUACUUCACCACCAGCUCCUGCUCCGGUCGAAUCUCAAUCCUCUCCCAACCCAAACCACAAUCAACAAACCCUUCAACCAAGAAGAAAGCUCGCGGAGGGUCGUGGCUCUACAUCACGCACGAUCCGGCAGAUCCGGAGUCAGUACUCCACCUCCUCUUCCCUCCACAUCCACCAACUCAGAUUACUGAUCCGCUCGAUCAGCCCAGCGAGUUGGUCUUCCGAUUCGAGCCGUUGAUCAUCGCGAUAGAGUGCAAGGACGUGAGGUCUGCUCAGUUUCUCGUGGCGACGGCUAUCUCCGCGGGGUUUAGAGAGUCGGGGAUCACGUGUUGCGGCGAGGGUAAAAGGGUAAUUAUAGCGAUACGGUGUUCGAUUCGGAUGGAGGUGCCUUUGGGUGAUACGGGGAAGGUUAUGGUUUCGCGGGAGUAUGUGAGGUUUCUUGUUGAUGUUGCUAAUGAGAAGAUGGUUGCUAAUAGGAAGAGGACUGAUGGGUUUGGUUUAGCUUUGUUAAGUAACGGUUUCAAGAAUCCAGAUGAUGCUAAUGAUGUAGACGAAGAUGAUAAUUUCGAGAAACUAGCUGGAAAUGACGAGUCGAGUAUCAACAAUGGUGACUUGCUUCCUGGGCCUCAUCAAGAUCUUAUGCCGCUCUCAACAAUAUCCAUCACCGGGGAAUCUGUUGAGAAGCUUCACCUUUGGGGACAUGCAGCUUGUACGAUAGAUAAAACAGACCGAAAAGAAGUUAUUGUGUUUGGUGGCUUUGGCGGUUUUGGUAGACAUGCUCGACGAAACGAGUCUAUGUUGCUUGACCCUUCAUGCGGCACCUUAAAGUUGGUCGCAGUCAGUGAAUCUCCUUCACCACGACUUGGACAUACUGCUUCAAUGGUGGGCGAUUGCAUGUUUGUGAUUGGAGGAAGAGCUGAUCCCUUAAAUAUUCUGAAUGAUGUGUGGAUGCUUGAUAUAUCCACGUGUGAAUGGAGCUCACAGAGAUGCAUUGGAUGUGAAGUUCCUCCAAGGCAUCGUCAUGCAGCAGCCAGUAUUGGCUCAAAUGUUUAUAUAUUUGGUGGGCUUAACCAGGAUAAGAUAUUAUCCUCGUUGCACUUUUUGGAUACAAAGAACCUUCAGUGGAAAGAAAUUGAACAGAGAGGUCCAUGGCCCUGUGCGCGCCAUUCUCAUGAUAUGGUUGCAUAUGAGUCUCAGUUAUUCAUGUUCGGAGGAUACAAUGGUGAAAAGGUACUAGAUGAUCUAUAUAGUUUUGACGUCCAAAGCUGUUCUUGGAAACUUGAAAUGGUUUCAGGAAAAUGGCCUCAGGCCAGGUUCUCACACUCGAUGUUUGUGUAUAAACAUGUUAUUGGCAUAAUUGGAGGCUGCCCUGUUUCACGAAACUGCCAUGAUUUGGUUCUGCUAGAUCUGAAGCACCGGCUGUGGAGGAGUGUGAGACUGGACUUUAUGAACAAAGAGUUAUUAGUUCGAAGUACAGCUAGUGUGAUUGGUGAUGAUCUUAUUGUUAUUGGGGGUGGAGCUGCCUGCUAUGCGUUUGGGACAAAGUUUAGUGAACCAGUGAAAAUCAACUUGCUUCAAUCAUUGACUAUGAGUGAAAAUGAUGUUGAGGCUUCUAUAGAAGUGAAAACUGAAGCUUCUCUGUCUCAACCCUGUGUCAUACAGUUAGAAAGAAAGUAUGCAAAGUUGGGCAAGGACAUACUUAAAAACUUUGGAUGGUUAGACCUUGAGAGGAAAGUUUAUUCACACGAGAAAGGUCUUUAUAUCUGCUUCCCUGUUACCGAAAAGUUGUCUGCCCUCUUUCAUGAAAAGCAGCUUUUGGACAAGGAUUUAGAAGGGUCAGAAGAUAAUCACCUUACCAGCCAACUCACAAAGGGUCUAUCACCGAAGGAAAUAUCCAGCUCCGUGGCUUUGAAUCUGUUAAAGGAACUUGGUGCUAGAAAAUUCACUAAUGUAGCUGUUGAAGCCAAAAAAGUAGCAAAGUCCCCUUUACAAAGAAUGAAAGAAGCUGUUACGUCUAUACUUAAACAGAAAGGUCUACCUGAGGAGCUUUUGGAUGAGCUUCCACAGAAGUAA